UUGGAUUGUUAAGGACUAUUUCCCGAGUUUGAUUUAGGUUACAAAUUCCCAUAUUACUCACACAAGCAUUCUGCAUAUUAAUCUAUACUUGAUCUUCAACGCCUGCAAGAUAAUUCUGACAGAUUUCCCUUAGUGGGAAGCAAAUUAGAAUAGAAAUGGCUUCUUCUGCUAUCCAUGCAGCUGAACCUUUCAGUAAUCCAUUCCAGAAUAAUUUUGUUCCUGUGGAGAGUGUGCAGGAGCUUGCAAUAAAGAAACCCAAUGAUAUUCCCCAGAGAUAUAUCAGAUCAGAAGAUGAGAUGCCAUCUUCAACACCACUGCCUUCUGUCUUGAGGGUUCCUGUAGUCGACAUGGAAAAGCUACUCUUGCCCUCUGAAAACCAUGAAAGACAGAAGGAGAUAGGCAUUCUUUCUAAGGCCUGCGUAGAGUGGGGCUUCUUUCAGGUUGUGAACCAUGGAAUUCCACAUUCUUUGAUAGAUCGCAUGAGAGGAGUGGUUGAUGAAUUCUUUAGCCUUCCCAUGGAUGGAAAGAAAAGGUAUGCCAAGCAAGGAGGAGAUGUUCAAGGCUAUGGUAAUCUGUUUGUGGUUGAUGAAGAUCAGAAGUUGGACUGGGGCGACUUGAUGACUUUAGUAGUUAUGUCUAAAAAGCUUAUGAACUUAUCUCUUUGGCCAACUACACCAUCGGAUUUCAGAAACACUGUGGAGAGGUACACCGCUGAGGUAGAAAGGGUUGCGCAAGCAAUCUUGGGUCUAUUUGGUGAAAACUUACAAUUAAAGAGUGAUUAUUUCAAAUAUAAAUUUGGAGAAGAUCCACUUAUGACUAUGAGAAUGAAUUUGUAUCCACCUUGUCCUAGGCCUGAUUUAGUGUUUGGGUUAAGCCCUCAUUCAGAUGGAGAUGCCAUAACACUUUUGCUUCAAGAUGAUCAAGUAGAAGGUCUUCAUGUGCGCAAGAACAAUGAAUGGAUUCUUAUUCAACCGAUUCCUUAUGCGUUUGUUGUAAACAUUGGUGACCUAAUGGAGGUUAUGACAAAUGGGAGAUACAAGAGUAUAGAACACCGAGCAAUGACAAACAAGGAGAAAGCAAGAUUGUCUAUUGCUAUGUUUUACCAUCCAGGUUUAGAUGAAGAAGUGGCUCCAGCAAGCAACCUUGUGGACGAGGAACACCCCUCCCUAUACAAGAAGUUCAGACAUCAAGAAUAUAUUCGUUAUUACAUGGCUACACGACUCAAUGGAAAGAAGUCACUAGCUGAUUUUGCCAGAGUAUGUGAAUAAUAUUCAAGCUUUCCAGUUAAUGUAGUAUGCAAGCCAAUUCUUAAAUUAUGGCUUAUACUGAGUAAAAAGUAAAUAAUAAGAUAAAAAAAAAUUUCAUAGUUUUAAGACAUACAAUGUUGGAGAUAUGACAUAAAAUGUGUGAAUAUAUAUACAAACCAAUAUUUACAUA
Cryptomeria japonica (Japanese cedar) is the source of this 1437-nucleotide messenger RNA. Its product is annotated as protein SRG1. The transcript is spliced from 4 exons. Lineage: Eukaryota; Viridiplantae; Streptophyta; Pinopsida; Cupressales; Cupressaceae. The record is from RefSeq and is a predicted model, not a curated record. The coding region runs from base 156 to 1268 and encodes 370 amino acids.